AUGACAGAGAAAAUUGUGUAUUUUGAUCGACCGGCACCGAGAGGAGCAUUGUCGGCUCGUGAACGGAAUCAAUUGAUUUAUGAAAUGACGUUUAAGAGCCUUUGUCUUGACUGGAAAAACAAGCAACGCAUUCGCAACAGUGCCACCACCACGGCCACCACCGAGGACGCCACGUCGCAAUCCUCCUCCAUGACGGCCGCUGAAACUUCCUCCACGGAUGGGGUCGCUUGGUCGCCUGACGAAGACGAGAAUUUGAUUUACAACAUGUGGAGCUUUGGUCCCCUGAAUAUCCUUAUUCGACAUCAAGCCGAUGCCUAUUAUCUUUCACAUCGUCGCAUCUGUCUCAGUGCCAAAUUGGAUUAUCAAAUUGCGCAUCAUGUUGAUGAAAGUAUCACGGCAACCGAACGAGCUCACAAUUGGUUGCGUUCCUACAUUGCCGGUCACGCUAUGAUCAUGGAAGGCCGCAUCGAUGUACCGAACCAAACUCUGGUCCGUGUCGAUAAACGACACAUGCGCGAUAUCAUGGGCGAUAAAUGGCAACCCAUUCAUGAAAGCCAAUUGAUACGCCACAUUUUCACCCAAGCGCAAGAGUAA
Messenger RNA from Radiomyces spectabilis, 594 nucleotides. RefSeq lists its product as uncharacterized. The transcript is spliced from 3 exons. NCBI's taxonomy places the organism in Eukaryota, Fungi, Mucoromycota, Mucoromycetes, Mucorales, Radiomycetaceae. Gene Ontology annotation, biological process: snRNA transcription by RNA polymerase III; snRNA transcription by RNA polymerase II; positive regulation of transcription by RNA polymerase III. The record is from RefSeq and is a predicted model, not a curated record. The coding region runs from base 1 to 594 and encodes 197 amino acids. Gene Ontology annotation, cellular component: transcription elongation factor complex.